This is a messenger RNA of Zasmidium cellare ATCC 36951, 990 nucleotides long. RefSeq lists its product as uncharacterized. The coding region runs from base 1 to 990 and encodes 329 amino acids. Gene Ontology annotation, molecular function: oxidoreductase activity, acting on the CH-OH group of donors, NAD or NADP as acceptor; NAD binding. The record is from RefSeq and is a predicted model, not a curated record. The transcript has a single exon. NCBI's taxonomy places the organism in Eukaryota, Fungi, Ascomycota, Dothideomycetes, Mycosphaerellales, Mycosphaerellaceae.
AUGGCUCCAGGUCUAGUUGAUCCGCAAAGCUCAUCUGGCAAUGAGCAACCUUCGUCCGAUAUGCCGACGCUUUACAUGCUGGACACACUCCAUCCGGAAGCAGUGAAGCAUGCGCAGCAGCUUUUCAAAGUCGUGCUUCCCACAGAUCCAGAGAUCCAACAUUGGCGGGAGAAUGCGAGAUAUUUGGCCGUCAGAAGUUCCUACAUCACGGCCGCAGACAUUCAGGCCUGCAAACAACUGCGUGCUAUCGGCAAGCAAGGAGUGGGUCUUGACAAGGUCGAUGUCGAUGCGUGUAGGGAAGCCGGUAUCGAAGUCUUCAAUACCCCAGGGGUGAAUUCCAAAGCAGUAGCAGAGCUGGUCCUUGCUCUAACCAUGUCGGUGGCUCGCGAGAUCGGGUCGAUCAGAGUGCGCCAGAACCAAGGCGAGGUGGUUCCCAAAGAGACAUGUUCCGGCCUGCUGCUCAGUGGGAAGACGCUCGGACUCAUCGGCAUGGGCAACAUCAGCAGAUGCGUUGCAGACAUCUUCAGAGGCGCAUUCAAUGCAUCGAUCGUCGCCUACGAUCCAUUCGCGCCUGCGGAUGCCUGGAAAGACUUCGAACACAUCCGAGCAAAGAGCGUGACACAGGUUUUGGAGCCAGCAGAUGUCGUAUCUGUUCAUGUGCCGCUGACCAAGGACACGAGAGAUCUCAUCGCGCUGAACGAAAUGAAGAUGAUGAAGUCCACGGCCAUUCUGAUCAACGCUGCACGGGGCGGCAUCGUCAAUGAAGACGACCUGGCAACAGCCCUUGAGACUGGAACGAUUUGGGGAGCGGGUGUCGAUUGCCAUGAGGAGGAACCACCCACCAAGGCUAGAUACGAACGGCUGUGGUCAAACCCACGGAUGAUCUCUACACCGCAUAUAGGUGCUGCAACAUCGCAAACGCAGGUGGAGACAGCCAUCGCGGCAGUGGAUAGCGUAUAUCAGUACAUUAGAGGUCGAAAAAGGCAGUGA